AUGUAUUUGUCUUUCUAUCUCUCUAAUUAUAUUUUUAUCUAUCUAUCUAUCUAUCUAUCUAUCUAUCUAUCUAUCUAUCUAUCUAUCUAUCUUUCUCAUUCCGUUCAUCUAUCUAUUCAUCUAUCUAUCUAUCUAUCUAUCUAUCUAUCUAUCUAUCUAUCUAUCUAUCUAUCUCAUUCCGUUCAUCUAUUUAUCUAUCUAUCUUUCUAUCUAUCUAUUUCUCUAUCUAUCUAUAUAUCUAAUUCCGUUCAUCUAUCUAUCUAUCUAUCUAUCUAUCUAUCUAUCUAUCUAUCUCAUUUUUCCUCCAUUCUUUCGUUCAACUUUAUUUCUCCUCCUCCUCCUCUUUCACUUUUCAACUCUUCUUUAUUUACUCUGUUUUUUUUCUUUUCCUUAUUUAUUCCAUUAUUCCGUACUUCCUUUUCUUCGCAAUUCGUUUUUACUUGCAUUAACUUUUCUUUCUAUCUUUAUCAACUUCUUCAUACCGCUUCGCAAAUCUCUUUAUCCCUUCCUGCCCAUCUAUUAUCUCCCACCGUUCGGCAAAACCUUCCAUUCGUUACUUCACUUUCUUUUUUUUUUCUCUCUAAGACCGCUGCCAACGAAUUCGGUUUCAGUGUUAUCCUCCCCACGAUUCUAAGACUUCUGCCUUUCUUCUUCCUUUUCUAUAAAGAAGCCCAGCCAAUACAACUGCACCUUCUCACCCCGUAA
Acanthosepion pharaonis is the source of this 705-nucleotide messenger RNA. NCBI's taxonomy places the organism in Eukaryota, Metazoa, Mollusca, Cephalopoda, Sepiida, Sepiidae. The record is from the annotation of a GenBank genome assembly.